Budorcas taxicolor (takin) is the source of this 3145-nucleotide messenger RNA. It is a transcript of the gene CDC42SE2, whose product is annotated as CDC42 small effector 2. The transcript has 6 exons. The record is from RefSeq and is a predicted model, not a curated record. The coding region runs from base 518 to 772 and encodes 84 amino acids. Gene Ontology annotation, molecular function: small GTPase binding. Gene Ontology annotation, cellular component: plasma membrane. Gene Ontology annotation, biological process: regulation of Rho protein signal transduction. Lineage: Eukaryota; Metazoa; Chordata; Mammalia; Artiodactyla; Bovidae.
GGGACAGCAGCCGCGGAGCCGGCGCCGAGAGCGGCUGCUGCCGGAGCGAGCGGCGGAGACAAAAGGCUACGAUAGGACCAGCUGUGAGUGUGUGGAUUUUUGAGUAAAACCUCAAACCCAAAUGAACAGAAACCAUCAAGGAACAACUCCCACUGACAGUGAGUCUGCAGUCAUCUGUAUGCAUAAUACGGAAUGUUCUCAACCCAGAGAGAGCUCUUUUGAAAGGAGUGAGUGACCACCUGUUGAGGCCCUGAGUCAAGAUAACAAUUUUUAUACUUUUCCUGGUGGUUCAGAAACAAGUCUCUGUAGAACCAGAAACAAAGAAAGGAAAUAAUCUGACCUUUUCUUUAUUAGACUGACUGUAAAAGAUACUUGACUUCCAGGAACAAGCACAGAGAAGUAAUAAUUAUUUUGGCAUCAUUGGACGUUGAUCACAUUGAGAAACGUGCUUUGUGAAGCUUCCCGAGUUGAGAUUUGGAAACCUCAUUGGUGCUCGUUUAUAACUUGGACUAUCAGCAUGAGUGAAUUCUGGUUGUGUUUCAACUGCUGUAUCGCAGAACAGCCUCAACCCAAGAGGCGCCGGCGGAUUGACCGAAGUAUGAUUGGAGAGCCCACAAACUUCGUGCACACAGCUCACGUGGGGUCAGGUGACCUGUUCAGUGGGAUGAACUCUGUCAGCUCCAUUCAGAACCAGAUGCAGUCCAAGGGAGGCUACGGGGGUGGCAUGGCUGCCAACGUGCAGAUGCAGCUGGUGGACACGAAAGCCGGAUAGCCCCGGACUCCUCCUCAAAGUGUGAUGGCGUCUUGUUCACCCUGUUGUGAUUGCUCCAGUGACACGUUCCUGUUCUGCUCUGAAGAAACUUGUCAGAAGAAUCCUGCAUUUCCUUCAGCUGGCAUGCAUGCCUUUGGACUCAUGGACAGAGUUCUUUGGAUUGUGGCUUAAUUCUUGAUUUUUAUGAAUAUGGGUCUGAUUUUAGCAUGAUCUUCUUUUGUGAAUGCUAGCACUGUUUUGCAUUCUUCCCCCACAUUUUUCUUUCCACCUUCAACCCCUCUGCCUUAUUGAUUUUAUUGGUAAGCAAAGACCUGCUUUUAUUUGUUAAUUUGUCGCCAUUUAUGUAUAUUUUGGAAGGUAUGCGGCCCGUAAGCACAAUGGUCAUUUCUAUUCAUACGAAACUGCAGCAGAGUAGCGUCUGCAUGCUCUCUGAAACUGCUUGUGUGGGACCCCACAGGAUGCCAGAGAGGGAGAGUGCCUGGCGGCCAUGGGUGGAUGAUACUGCUGCUAUUAGAGAAAGGUGAGCGGUGGCACCGAGUCACAUCAGUUUCACAGAAAAAGGCAACUUGUAGCUUAGUUUAGAAGUGUGACUUUUAUUUAGUUAGAAUUAUAAUAAAAGAAAAGCUUGCAUUCAUAAGGCAUUCAUUCUGUUGUAAAUGUUCGAUCUAUUUAUUUGUGAGCAAGGACCUGGGAUUGUAAACAAACAAGUGUGUUUGAGUGUGUGGUAAUACCCUCCUCCAGUCUGACUCUGAGCAUCAUGUUCUUAGUAGCUGUCCAUUUCUUUGUGCGCUUGGCCGCAGUUUUUACUUGUUUAUGUUGAAUACUGUGGUAUCCAGCUGGCUUCCAGUAGCUGAGUUUCUUAGCCUCUACUUCUAAGCACAGACCCUGGAGUCAUUGGCCUCUCCAUGUUCACAUUUUGGGACAGUGGAAGUUGCCAGGAGCAGCGGUUGAUCUGGCUGUGUGGUUGCCUGUGAGAACAACCUGCAUGGUGACUUAAGGUAUUGCCACGAAUGCUUGGGCUUCAAAGUGUGUGUUCGUCACAAAUUGUAUUUCUAUAAAUGCUCCUCCUAAGGGUGUAGUGCUAAGCCUGGUAGUGGUUUGGUUUCCAUUAGAAAUUUAAAAUCCUAUGUCCAGAAAACAGUAAGGAAUUAGGUAACUGCAUAGAGCGAGAUCGAUCUACAUCUGUUCUCUUCACCUAUUUAGUCAUAAGUUCUUAUUAAAUAGGUAAGUGAAUAAAUACUGGGUUUAUAGAGGUGAAACGUGGCAGGAUUUCUUCCCCCAGUUCUUCUAAGUUACCCUAUACAGCAGGCACUAUUCAGUCCUUUAUUUCUGCAGUUUUGAUCUCCAUAGGUGUCAGUCUCAGAGAAUCUGUCAAGAAAAAACAUUUAUGCUUAGCAAUCAGAAUAGGCAUUUUGCAGUUUAAUAACUUCUAAACUUGAAUUCAUUUAAUGCCAUCAGUUGUGCUGAUACUACGUUCGGGAUGUUGCCUGACUACCAGUGUCCUUGUGUCCCGCAGUCAGGGUCCUGACGGGGACGCUGCAGUGUGUGCGCUCUUUGAAUAACAUGGGUUGUUUUAGUGUUGUCAGUGAUAAUGCUAGUCAGUCUGCUUCUGUUUGGAGUUUAGUACAGAGUUUAUAAUUGUGUAACUCCUAGAACAGUACAGGGAGCCCUGGUCCCUUUUCCCUACUUGAUGAUUUGACGUUAGUCUUUUUCUCAAUCGCUCACUUUCCUGAUUCUCCAAGGACCAAAUUCUCCAGUGAGCACUGGAGUGUGUCUCCAUGGUGAGCCGAAGGCUGCACUCUUCAGCCUCCAAUUGUUCUGCAGCUGCCUCUGGCAGGCACAAGUAGCCACACUGUGCGCAGGAACACAUGCCAAGGAAGGUGCCAAUAAUGACUCAAGAAAAUUACCAAGAAUUUUAAGAUACUAACCUUGGACACAGUUUUUUAAGGGAGUCCACUUUCCCCUGUUGAUAACUAGGUUUUUAAACCUUGGGAUGUCAUUUGCUCCUGAUAACAAUGUGUCUCCUUUGAAAACUGAAGCUAACUAAAUAGAAUUGACUGUUAAUAUUUUGCUGAAACAUGUGCUAACAACUGUUAACUAAUGACAGCAUUCUUAAAAGAGGUGCUUUCCUGUGAUGUAGGCGUGAAGUGGUGCCAAUGAGCAUAGAGUGGAAAUGUGACCUGUGCUGAUGGGGUUCAGCAUUUCCGAUGCAGCAUUAUCAGUGGGCCUUUAAAGAUACUUUGUGAGUAUAUUAGCUCUCACUUUUGUUAUUAAAUUAUAGCAGUUCUAUUAUAGAAAGCAAGUUUGCCUUGAUUUUGUUUAAAAUGACUUCUGCUCAGCACCCAGGAGAUAAAAUUGACAUAUUUUUAUAAU